ACCAAGAAUCACCGAAAAGAGCCAAAGUUGCGGAGGAAAGUUCCGAUUCAAGUUCUAAUUACAAGCCGGUCGGAUUUUCGAAGUAUUCUACUUCAUUAGUGGGAAGCUUCGGUUCAUCCGCAGCACAGCCCCCCGUACCUAAUGAUCUUCCCCGAAAAGACGGCGAUGAAAGUGAUGGCGAAGAAAGUUAUACCGAAGAAGUAGUAGCUUUUGGAACCGUUGCAAGGCCCUUAUUAAAUGAACAAGAAGUAAUUACCGGAGAAGAAGAAGAGAUUACUCGACAUACUGUUAGGGCAAAAUUAUUUUAUAUGGAUCGUGAAAAACAAUGGAAGGAACAAGGG
Messenger RNA from Racocetra persica, 341 nucleotides. The record is from the annotation of a GenBank genome assembly. Lineage: Eukaryota; Fungi; Glomeromycota; Glomeromycetes; Diversisporales; Gigasporaceae.